Messenger RNA from Nematocida ausubeli, 1122 nucleotides. RefSeq lists its product as uncharacterized. The transcript has a single exon. Bases 1 to 1122 code for a protein of 373 amino acids. The record is from RefSeq and is a predicted model, not a curated record. Lineage: Eukaryota; Fungi; Microsporidia.
AUGAGUUUAAUUGAUAAAAAUGAGAGCAAUAUAAUUGCAGGCCCAUCUAAUGGUUCUGGCAUAGAAGCAAGAGUAGAAAAUACACAGAGACCAACAGAGCAGCAAAGAGGUCUAAACAAUGAUCUUCCAACAACCUCAGCAGGUGCAAAUCAUUGGAAUAUGGAGGUUCCUAGCGAAACUGAAGGAAUGCAAGCAGGCACAAAAGAAAUAAAUUUUAACAAUGAGUCUGUGCUGACUAAAACCAUGAAUGUUUUAAAAGACAAAGCAGGUGAAGCAUACAGCACAUUAAAUAAACUUGAGACAGUGUAUGUGGAUAAAUUCGCUGAGAAAAUGAGAGCAGUAGGUCUCCCAAUUACUGAAGAGACACAUGACUAUACUGAGCUCAGGCCUAUGGGAGGACCAGUUGUUGAAAAGAACUCGCAGGGAAUAAAUACUGUGGAAGGUACUAUGUACACUGAAAGUAAGCCUGAAGGAUUUGACUGGGAGAAGUUAAGAAGAGACCGUGAGAAUGCUUUGAAUCAGAUAUCUGAUUUGAUAGGAACAAAACACUUAACGGCUCAUAUGAAAACAAUCCAUACAUCAAUAUUGUGCAUACUUACCUCUCUUCUACUAGGAGUAUCAUUUUAUUCUAUGACUAUGGGAAUUAGGCUGAUUAGCAGACAUUUUAAACUUUCAUUCUCAGGAUCUAUGCAUUCAAUGAGCUUGCUUAUAGUGACUUUAGUCGGGAUAUUAACAGCCCUAAAUUGUAUAAGUGUUUUAGUGAUAGCUGCUACUGAUCUGUGGUGUAGAAAAACCAAACCAAAUAUGGCUGCUUCAAUAGGAGUAUUAGUAUACGGUAUGAUAGCAGUUGUAUGUGGAAUAUUCUAUCCAGUUUCAUUAAAUCCAUACAAGAUAAGCGUAGACUUAUAUUGGAUUGCAGCCUCUCUUCUUGCAACUGUUGCAUUUACCAUAUAUAUAGUAUUGUUUAGAAAAACAAUCAAUAUUGGAAUGCAAAAUUGGGUGAAAACAUCUAUGUUUAAGCCUAGAAUCGUAAGAAUCAUUUGUUUCGCCACAUUGAUGGUAGCUUUCGUUGCAUUAGCAUAUUUUAUUCAGAAAACAAACACAAAUAAUGUGACUGUUUGA